Uloborus diversus is the source of this 2784-nucleotide messenger RNA. RefSeq names its product TGF-beta-activated kinase 1 and MAP3K7-binding protein 1-like. NCBI's taxonomy places the organism in Eukaryota, Metazoa, Arthropoda, Arachnida, Araneae, Uloboridae. The transcript is spliced from 8 exons. Gene Ontology annotation, biological process: protein dephosphorylation. Gene Ontology annotation, molecular function: cation binding; protein serine/threonine phosphatase activity. Bases 215 to 1711 code for a protein of 498 amino acids. The record is from RefSeq and is a predicted model, not a curated record.
AUCCUGUUAUGGUUUUAAAAAAAUUUGGAUAAUCCUUAAUUUUUGUAGAAACGUAAAAUUUCUUCAUUCAACAUUGUCUGUGUUUAUUUUCUUUCUUUCUUCCCUUCGUUUCAGUUAAAGAGAAAAAUUCGAUGUUAACAACGAGCGAAAGCAUAGUUACAUGCAUAAAUAUACAUUGAUUUGAAAAUCUUUCUUUUUGCAUUGCAGCUCUAUUAUGCCUACAAAAGCUGAAUUAGGGAAUCUUUCAAGGAAUAUACAAUCAUUACAGAUCAGCGCCCAAGAACCUAGUUGGACAGAUGAUUUACCUGUUUGCCCUUUGUCUGGAGUUGGGUUUUCAACAAAUCAGAAAUACAGAGUAGAUGGGUUUAGAAGAGAGGAACAUCCCUUUGAAGAUAGAAGUUUUCAUUUUCGAUAUGAUGAAGAUACAUUUUUCUAUGGCGUUUUUGAUGGACAUGUUGGCACAAGAGCUGCUGAUUUUGCGACACAAAGAAUGCCAGCUGAAAUUCUUCUUGGCCAGUUAAAGGGAAAAGAAAAAGAUGAAGAUGUUAGAGAAGUCUUACAUCAAGCAUUUUUGGCAGUUGAAAAGGGCUUUUUUGAAUCUAUUGAUGAUUUAUUGGCCGAGAAAGAAAAUCUUCGACUUCAACUACAGGGUUUGCGAACAAUUGAAGCAAUCAAACAAUUUCCAGAAGUUGUUCAAAGGCUUAAAUGUGUAACAGAAGAAAUACAGAGUGGUAGCACAGCUGUUAUUGCUUUGAUUUUGAAAAAUAAAUUGUACAUAGCUAAUGUAGGAAAUAGCAGAGCAGUGCUUUGCAAAGAGGAUAAGGAUGGUAAAAUAGUCAUCUCCCAAUUAAGUCCUGACCACACAUUCAAAAACGAAGAUGAGUUAUUGAGACUGUCACAUUUGGGACUAGACAUGCAAAAUAUGAGACGUGAACCCAAAACAGGACUACAAACAUGUACGCGCUGUAUUGGAAAUUAUACUGUGAAAGGUGGAUACAAGGAAUUCGACAAUUUAGCUGAAGCUAGAGAAGAACCAAUUAUUGCUGAACCCAAUAUUGUUGGUGGAAUAUCGAUAGACAGCACUUGCAAAUUUCUUAUUUUAAUGUCAGAUGGUUUGUAUAAAUCUGUAGAAGAAGCCACUAACACUGCAAAUGCAAACACCACUAUAGUGAAUAUGUUGUUAGACCAAUUCCAAGAACAAUCGACCUUAAAUGGUGUUGCCCAGGCAGUCGUUGAUAAAGUUGUUCGAAUGCAUCAUGAUGCUUUCAUGAGAGAUUGUGAAACUCCAAAAAGAUGUCAAAAACGUGAUGACAUCACAUUACUAGUAAGAAAAUUUAACUGCCUUCUCCCAAAUGCUCAUGAUAACCCUGGAUAUCAGUCAAGUCAUGCUUUUAUCACAGAUGAACUACAGAAAUUUGCUAAUGAAUCAGAAAGUAACACAUUAGCAGAAAUACAAUCAAUAGACAGUGCAUCAGCUAAGACUGAUUUUUAUAAUGAAGCAGGUUCAGCUUUUAUGAAUGAUGCCACAUCUUUGACAAGUAAUAGUUCGGAAUCGGCAGGACCCCAAAUUCUGUUUCAGUCUGCUAGUAAUGUUUCAUUAGAUGAAAAUGGUAGAAUCAAACCCUAUGUUGAUUUCUCAGACUUUUUUAUAGCAGCUAAAGAAGCCUGUAAGAGUGGGCUAGUUCCUGAAGACUGGUGUAAUCCAGCAUAAUAAUUAUCAAAAAUUGGAAAAUGUGUGCAAAAAGUAUUAUUUGCAAACAUUAAAGAAUUACUUUAUUUGCAUUAGUGGCGAAUUUUCAAAUUCAAGGAAUAGCAGGUUAAGUUGUUCCCUUAACCAUGCAUCAACAAACAGAAAAUUAUUUUUUAAAAAAAGUUGCAUAAAACUAAUUUAUACAUUAAAUUUGCAUUAAAGUUUACAAUUUUAAAGCAAAUACUUUGAGAAACAGCCCCCCCCCCCCCCCCCAUGUUCUGGCUCUUUCCCAACUAUAGCACUACAUACAUAUAUGUAUCGGCUAUAUUAGUAUAGAUUUUUCUUUACAAUAAAAUAGGGCAAAAGCUUUUAUAUUUUUCGUAUGGGACAGCAUAAAUAUGUAACUAGAAAGUUGAAUGCUUUGACCCUCGAGGUAAAUGGUUUUUCCUGUUUGUUUUUAAAAUAAAUGUCUUAAAAUUUUUGUUAAAACCUUUAAUAAAACUUAUGUUUUAAUUCAAAAAUCUUACAGAUUUUCACUACACACCCACCAGGCUUGGAGUAAUCAUGAUAAAGUAGUGGUAAUCAUGAUCAACCAUAAUUGAUUUUUUUUUUAUGGAAUCACAAUCCUAAAUCAAUAUUUAAAAACCUUGUUAUUUUCAAAAUCAUUAAACUUUUAUGUAAUUGUAUUGCAUAUAAACUCAUCAUAACUUCAUCCAGUAAUUGCUAUUACAUCACAAAUCUAACACAAAUUGUUGAUUUGAAUUGACCUGAGGUUUCGAUUAAAAGACAAUAUUUAAACAAAUCAAACAAUCAGAACAAAUUGUGCAACUUGACCUUAAAUUAUCCCCCAAAUGAUCAAAAUAACUUCAACUCAUUGAAAACCAAGUCCGCCUCCCUAUGUCUUUGAGAAGAAAGAAGAGCUGUAGUCUGGUUUGGUAUGGACCGUCAUACUGCCGUAGGAAAGUAAACGGCAGUAUCUGCAGAAAUGAGUUUGAGAUAUCUGAAGAAACUGGUUUUGGAUUCAAUGCUAACUAUAUUGGAAAAUGUUGGAAUGAAGACAUUUUUCAUGCUUUUUUUCUGCGGAAAUCAAAUAA